AUGGCCACAACCAAGUCCCCCACAGGCAGCACGAAGCGCCAGAGCAGAAACAUAUCCCAUCCAUUGCCCCGGCGAUCCACCCGAGGACCUUUGGACGCUCCAGACGAUCUACUGGUAAGCCCCGAGAAGGCUCCUCCAGAAACACCGCCGCCCAGUGUUGCCCAAAGCAAGCAAGAAGUACCACCACCACCUCAGCCGCCAGUCCAGACGAAACCCACCGUUGAUGUGGACCUACAUUUCCUGAAGGACCCAUCAAACUACCACCAGCUCGGCACCGAGGACAUCCCUUCUGCCUUCUUGGACUCAGAGAAUCAACCGCCCCAGGAUACUCCUCUGGAAGAUCUACUGCAGCAUGGCCACUUCAGACGAGCAGCAGGCACAGCCCUGAUCCAGCUGUCUAGAUGUCCCGCCGACGAUGCGGUGCAGAUCUUCCAGCUGCUAUACGUCCGCCUUGCCUGCUUGGUCCUCUUCUCACGAGCAGACCUGGCGGCCGUCGAGGCAGCUUCAUUGACCGACUUUCUUGCUCGAAAUGCUCAUGGGGCGGAGACUGUUACGCCGCUGAUUCCCUGGGAACUGAGGAUCCUACUGGUGAGGCUGCAGUCUAUCGCCGCUGCUGAUGGCGGUAGAAGAGGCAUCAUGGCACUGUAUGCCUUGUCAGCUGAGGUUCGUGCGCAUGUCAGAGAUGCUAGGUCAGACGGGAAUGACCAAGAUCUCGGUCUGUGGGCUGGCCGGUUACGCGAUCUUGGACUGAGGGUAGCAGACACUCUGGUCGAGAUGGGCGAGCUUGAGACGGCAACACGACACCUCGACACGCUCAGAGACACCAAUACUGCUGAGCUGGCGUAUCGAAAAGCCUUGCUGCGGCUUCGGAUCGGUGAUGUCGCAGGUGCACAGCAAACUCUGGAGAAGCUGAACGACGAUCGGAAGGAGACCCUUCUAGCUCUGAUGGACGCUGCGAAUGGUGAUAUUCCAUCAGCUAUGGACAAAUGGCGAAGCCUAGCCGAGCAGCAUCCAGAAGACGCUUCGUUUGCCUCCAAUUUAGCCGUCGGACUCCUGUACACCGGCAAACUGACAGAAGCGCGCCAAGCGCUCGAAGAUCUCGCCAUGCGAUCACCAGCAUUCCCAGGCCUCCUCUUUAACAUCGGUACCAUCUACGAGCUCUGCAGCGACCGCGCCCCCUCCCUGAAAACCACCCUCGCCGAGCGCACAUCUUCCAACACUGCAACCCCCUCAACAGGCGGCUGGGAACGCCUGACCUUCGAAUUCAAGCUCUAA
This is a messenger RNA of Saxophila tyrrhenica, 1275 nucleotides long. RefSeq lists its product as uncharacterized. Gene Ontology annotation, cellular component: TRAPP complex; Golgi apparatus. Bases 1 to 1275 code for a protein of 424 amino acids. NCBI's taxonomy places the organism in Eukaryota, Fungi, Ascomycota, Dothideomycetes, Mycosphaerellales, Extremaceae. The transcript is spliced from 2 exons. Gene Ontology annotation, molecular function: protein binding. The record is from RefSeq and is a predicted model, not a curated record.